This is a messenger RNA of Adineta steineri, 237 nucleotides long. NCBI's taxonomy places the organism in Eukaryota, Metazoa, Rotifera, Eurotatoria, Adinetida, Adinetidae. The record is from the annotation of a GenBank genome assembly.
UGUCCUAUUGAUGGUUUACCGGUUGAAGAUGUUUUACAAAAUCCAUCUAUCAUUGCAAUUAAGACUUUAGAAGGUGGACAUGUUAGUUAUUUACAAGGAUGGUGGCCAAAAUCAUUUUCAUAUGAUAAUAUUGUUGUUAUCGAUUAUAUUAAAGCAAGACUUAAACAAAUGAAUUAUCAAUGGAAUGAAAAUAUGAAUGAACAAUCAACAAUUGAUAUUAGUAUUCUCGAACAAUGA